AUGCCCGCCGGGAUCGAUGUGAAUAUGAUUGGAUGGGGGAAUAUUUAUGUGGUGCCCAAAGAACAAAGGGUGCAGCCAAUGCAGUUGAGGGGUUUCAUUGGACAGAUGGUACCGGAAGAGGAAUGCAGAAAAUUGAAUACGAUGACCCAUGCGGCGUGCUUUGACGGCGGGAAGAAACAUUCGGGUGUUUGCAAUGGCGACUCCGGCAGUCCGAUCUCCACCUAUGCACCGGCCAUCAACAAGCAGUCGUACUACGUGCAAGUCAGCCUGGUCAGCACUGGGAAUGGACCUAAAGACGGGACCGGCAACUGCGGAAAAGAUGAGACCACCUGGACGUUCGGCCCUGAGAUUGCCAUGUACUGCGACUGGAUCGACAAUGUCACCGGCAAAAAUUCGAUUCAAUUUCCGGACUUGAGCAGCGGACCACCAGUUGUGAUUCGGAUCUCUGAAGGGGAAAAGAAGUCCGUCGACGACUACCCGUAUAUCGUCUCAGUCGGAAGCCUGGCGGGAAAAGGUGCGGUGGCCGGCACGGAUCACGUUCGAGGUCAUGUAGACGCAGGAACGCAAGUGCUCAAAAUCGAGAAGAUGCAUGUGCACCCGGCGAACAACUACGAUAUAUUGCUGAUCAAGUUGGCCACGCCUAUCAUAUAUGGCAAAAGAGUGCAACCCGUGGCCCUAAGGAAGGAGCCGAAUGUCUCCAACGACACAGAUAUUUAUAUGUUAGGAUGGGGAGCCACAGCUGCGGGAAGACCGGAGCAGCUAAUGGGAUUUACAAUGCGAUUGCUGGCGGGAAAAGGUUGCCGCUACCGGCAUGGGAACUGUUAUGUCGCUGUCAACAAGACAUCGUCAACGUGUAGCGGGGAUUCCGGGAGUCCGAUAGCCUACUACGACACGGGGCUCCGGAAAUACGUCCAGCUAAGCCCCCUACGUGGGCGUUACGGAGGUCCUUGCGGCAGCAGAAACACGACAAUGGUUGGCGCCGAUAUCUCACAGCACUGCGACUGGAUCGCCGAUACGACUGGGAAGAAGCUUUGUAUU
Messenger RNA from Mesorhabditis spiculigera, 1038 nucleotides. The record is from the annotation of a GenBank genome assembly. Lineage: Eukaryota; Metazoa; Nematoda; Chromadorea; Rhabditida; Rhabditidae.